This is a messenger RNA of Aplysia californica (California sea hare), 1344 nucleotides long. Its product is annotated as galanin receptor 2a-like. Lineage: Eukaryota; Metazoa; Mollusca; Gastropoda; Aplysiida; Aplysiidae. The record is from RefSeq and is a predicted model, not a curated record. Gene Ontology annotation, cellular component: plasma membrane. Gene Ontology annotation, biological process: G protein-coupled receptor signaling pathway. The coding region runs from base 1 to 1344 and encodes 447 amino acids. The transcript is spliced from 3 exons. Gene Ontology annotation, molecular function: G protein-coupled receptor activity.
AUGCCGAGGGAAACCUGGUACCCGGAGGUUGAGUGCGCAACAGAGACUGAGGUGACCAAACUUCUGAACACCACGACCUUCCGUGGUAUUCAAGGUACUUCCGAGCGGUACCAGAAAUUGAACUGCUCGAAGGAUGUCGUCCGCAGCUAUGAACUAAAGGGCUGCAGCAUGGAGGAAAUUGUGGCGAACUGCGAAGUUCUGGGGAAAAAAUCAAAGCCGUCAAUUAUGGCCUGCAGAGAUUGCCAGUCGGAGGAGCCUCACAAUGCCCCGGACAGUGGCAUGACAACAGACAACAUCGUGCGCUCGGUCAGCACUGACGGUCUUCAGGAAGCGGAAACGACCCCAAAACAGUUGCUAAGCGACGAGACAACACGUCUCGUGAUGCAGAUCUUACUUAUCUACGUAACUCCAACCAUUGGGCUGCUUGGUGCGAUAGGCAAUGUGUUUAGCAUCAUGAUCUUGGUAAAACACGGGCUGCACAAAUGCUCCAAUAUCCUGCUCUUCUGUCUGGCUAUUACUGACCUUACUUACCUCAUCUCAUACAACAGCAUCCCCAAGAUCCUCUAUGACGUCAUCGGAGUGGAUUUGGCGUGGGCGUUCACGAAAACAGCAGCAAGGGCCGCUUAUACUCUCUAUUUUUUCUUCAACACGCUAGACUACGCCGCCGGCUUCAUCUCUUUGACGAUUCCAAUGUUCAUAACAAUGGAGAGGCUGGUCGCUGUUUUUAUGCCCUUACGUUUUCACGAGAUCAUCACACCCAGGAGAACUUGGUUUACAAUCGGGUUUUUGUAUGCAUUUUGGUACACGUAUAACAUCUACACAACAUUUUGGUUCAAGUUCGGUUACGUCUACAAGGCUAAUCUCAACAUCUCAGUGGGUGUGAUUCAACGUUCAGCUCUCUAUUACAGCGAGGUGGACAAUGUCGUCUUCAUGCAGGAUUUCACGACCUAUAUCAGUAUGAAAAUUCCGCCCUGUUUCACUCUGGUCGGCUGCAUUUUCAUUUCAGUAAAAAUAAAAAUGGCUUCAUCGAAACGAAAGAAGCUGACAUCUGCGAGUGGGAAAGAAUCUUCGUCCAACCGCACGACCAAGAUGCUCCUGGCUGUCUGCUGUGUGUACACUGUAACCUGCGCUAUCUUGUCCCUGCCCACUUACAUCCCGGAGUACGCUUAUUACAACGUCACUGGAAACAUUCCCAGUAACUUUGGACGUAUUGGCUACCUAAUCAUGAACCUAGUUGUAAACAUCAACAGCUCCUGUAAUUUCGUUGUCUAUGUGGGGAUGAACAAAAACUUCAGAGACACCUAUAAAUCUUUGUUCGUUGGUUGCUGUAGAUGCAGAAAAUAA